AUGGAUAUUGCAAGAUAUAGCAAAUUGAUCUCCCCGAAGGACACCGGGCAUAAUGAACAUAGAGAGGCGAGGUUGCUUGAGAGGUGUCCUCCUGGCCAUGAAGGCAAAAGGUUGGUCGACGAACCUGCCACAAUUCUCGAUGCAUCUGGUGCCAUCAUUGGAUGGUACCUCCCAGACGCCCUGACCGACACCACCCAGAAGGAAAUCAGGGAGGCCACUGAUUUGCUCGCUCCAAGCCUCGAAAAAAGUGUAAGGGCUGAUGGCAAUUGGCGAACUAAUCAAACAUUGUUCAACCAGGGCUCGGAAGAUGUUGGACCAACUCCCAGAUGCAUCAAUCUAUCUCUGGCAUGGUUUCAACAGGGACACGAGAAUGUGUCAGAUCCGGAGGUAUCUGCAUCAUUGAAGGGACCUUCCUGCAAGAAUAUCCUCAAAGCCAUUGCAAGGCCAGCAGCCAUCGCGUCCGCGGCACUCAGAGUCAUGCAUCCUGAGCAGUACUGGGCAGGGUUGAGAACCUUGUCAAACCUUGGAAAUAUAGCAGUAAGCAAGGAUCUGCCAUGGUCCCGAGUUCCGAAUUUCGGAGGUCGGGGUUCAGCGACCCGGAGCUCGGCAACUGCUGGGUGUGGGUUUCGGGACUCGGGACUCGGAGCUCAUGACAUGGGACUCAACACUGUUCUGAAUAGCGAGUCCCUGACACCCAAUUCCUUAACCAAGAAACAUGAACCAUGA
Molecule: messenger RNA, 726 nt
Organism: Suillus fuscotomentosus
Lineage: Eukaryota; Fungi; Basidiomycota; Agaricomycetes; Boletales; Suillaceae
Exons: 3
Coding region: 1-726 (241 amino acids)
Source: RefSeq, a predicted model, not a curated record